AACGCACGCAGCAGCUUCAAGCUGAAAAAAAAAGACCUCACCCAAGCCAAAGCCUCGCUAAAAACCGAAGACGAAACGCGAGCGCGUUUAAAACCGCUUUGCGCUUAAAGUGAAAUUUACAAUUUAAAUUAAGUAAGGAUCGAUCUCCUCUCCUCAGUUCGGUACAUUUUGUGUAGACUCUGGCGCGUGGUGUUCUAUAUAAGAGUGAGGCUCGAUCCAGAACGUUUGUCAGAUCAUCGCAAGAUGUCGAAACAGUCGCUUCUGCCCCUUCUAGUGCCCCUCCUGCUGCUGCUCAGUGUCUGCUCCGUGGGGCGGGUGUCGGGCAAGAUCUUCGAUCGCUGCGAGCUGGCAAAGCAGCUGCAGCAUCGGUUCGGACUACCCUCUGUCCAGGUGGCGACCCUGGUGUGCAUUGCCCAGCACUCGAGUGACCUGAACACGGCUGCCUUGGGCGGCACCACUGGACCCGGAGGCGGCUCCCAUGGUCUCUUCCAGAUCAGCGACGUCUACUGGUGCUCCCCACCCGGACAGGGCGCGGGCUGUGGCCUGAGCUGCUCUCGCCUGCGGGACGACGACAUUGCGGACGAUGUCCAGUGCGUGCGGAAGAUUUAUACGGAGCACCAGAGGAUCUCGGGCGAUGGAUUCUCCGCGUGGCAGGCCUAUGGCGCCUACUGUCGCCAGGAUCCAGCCUCCUAUGUGGCAGGGUGUGGCGUGGGCGUCAGCAAAACAGCUCUCUCGGUUGCCGCCUCCUACCAGCACCCGCAGCAGGUGAAGCUCAACCACUACCAGGGAUCACCACAGAUAGCGGUGGCGGUGUCUCCCGUCCAGCGCGUCCAAGGGAAGAUCUACAACCGCUGCGAGCUGGCCCAGGAGCUGUACUACCAGCAUAAACUGCCAAUGCCCCAGAUCCCCACAUGGGUGUGCAUUGCCCAGCACGAGUCCUCCUUCAACACGGCUGCGGUGGGUCGACUCAAUGCGGAUGGGAGUGCGGAUCACGGCCUGUUCCAGAUCAGUGAUCUCUUCUGGUGCACCCACGAACAGCGGGCUGGAAAGGGCUGCCAUGCGACGUGCAACCAGUUCCUGGACUCCAGCAUAUCGGAUGAUGUGCAGUGCAUUCGGAGGAUCCAUCAGGAGCACACCCAGAUCUCCGGCGAUGGCUUCAAUGCCUGGACUGUCUACAAGAGGAACUGCCUGGAUCAGCAUUACGAGCAGGUGGCGGCCUGCUUCGCCAAGCCCCAGGUUAUUGCCAGCCAUCCAAAUUCCAUUGGGGCAUCUGGAUCCCCCGCGAAGUCCAAGGUCAGCUAUGCAUAUCAAUUCGCUCAGCAGAAGAUCACUCCAGUGGCCAAUCAAUACCUUAAGCCAGCACCUGCCGUGCUCACCUACCAGCGCGUGGGCGUGAGCAGCUAUCAGGGCAAUCCCUUCUUGAGGCCGCAGCCAGCAGUGUCUCAGCCCCACCCCAAUGCCAUUGGCUUCGUUGGAAAGGGGGGCCAGAGAAUGGCCAAUCCCUUUUUCAGCCACAAGCAACCACCGCACACAGCACACUUCCAGCAGCAGUAUCAGUAUCUGCACAGCACACGACCUCUACACUCCAAACAGUCGACACAAAACACACCAGUAACCACAUCCGCAUACACAUCUACAUCCCGGAGGGGUACGGGCACGGGUAAAGUUUUCAAACGCUGCGAAUUAGCCCAAGAGUUGUAUUUCUCACACAAAUUUCCCAUGCAGGAUAUAGCCACCUGGGUGUGCAUCGCCGAACAUGAGUCCUCGCUCAGGACGUCGGCCGUGGGGCGCCUAAAUACCGACGGCAGUGCCGAUCAUGGUCUCUUCCAGAUCAGCGAUCUCUACUGGUGCACCCACGGUGGGGCAGAAGCAGAAGGUGGAAAGGGCUGCCACAUUAACUGCGAUCGCCUGCUGGACUCUGACAUAUCGGACGAUGUCAAGUGCAUACGGACUAUCCACGAGGAGCACACGAGAAUAUCAGGGGACGGCUUCACGGCCUGGACUGUCUACAAUAGAAACUGCAGGCAGCGGACGAAAGCGGAUAUAGCCGGCUGCUUUGAGGCCACCGAACUGUCAAAGGAGCAGGCGCCUCCAGCUGGGGGAAACGAGAUCGUAAGGAAAGCACAUCCCCAGGUAGCCAAGGGAAAGAUCUUCAAGCGAUGCGAGCUGGCCCAAGAGCUGCACUACAAGCAUAAGCUCCCCAUGAAGGAGAUUCCCACUUGGGUGUGCAUCGCGGAGCACGAGUCCUCCUUCAACACAGCAGCCGUGGGUCGUCUGAAUGCGGACGGAAGUGCCGAUCACGGACUGUUCCAGAUCAGCGAUCUCUACUGGUGCACCCACGGUGAGGGAGGAGGCAAGGCCUGUCACAUUGAAUGCGAUCGCCUGCUGGACUCUGACAUCUCCGAUGAUGUGAAGUGUAUUAGGACGAUCCACGAGGAGCACACGCGGCUGUCGGGAGACGGAUUCAAUGCCUGGACCGUCUACAGCGGUCACUGCCGCCACCAGAGCUUGGCCAUGUUGAGCGACUGUUUCGAUGGCAAUGAAAUAGCGAAGCCGCAAAAGCCGGGUCCGUAUGCAGAGCGGCCGCAGGUGAAGCCACAGCAGGUGGCUGAGAAUCAGCCACAGCAAAAGAUCGCUGCCAGUCAUGGGUAUGCGGGCAAUCCGUUUCUGCAGAACCUACAGGCCGUGAAGACCACUCAGGGAUCUAGUCAGCAGCUUGCCUUAUUCAGCCAGCCCAAAGAGAAGCCUUCUCCAUCCUCAGACUCAGGCAGUACGCCAUCGAGAAAGCCAAAUUACGAUCACAAUCCCUUUCUUAAGGCUCCUGGCUCUCCCCGUCCGUCUUCCACUUCUUUGCAGAGUUCUGUACACGUCAGACCCAAUGAUAAUCUCCCCUAUGCCCAAAACCCAUUCCUCAGCCUACUGGCAAAGCCAAUCGUGCCUGCUCGAGUGCCCGUGCCCUCGGUCAAGCCCUCAGUCUCAACGAAGUCUCCACAACAUGUAACAAGGCCAUAUAUCAGCAGCGACAGCUUCCGCCAUGAAGUGAUCAAAUUUACGGCCACAUCUUCAGCUACAACAACAACAACAACCACUAAGCGCCCCAUAACAACAACCAAAACAACUAAGAGCCCCAUAACAACAACAACAACAACAACCACUAAGCGCCCCAUAACAACAACAACCAAAACAACUAAGAGCCCCAUAACAACAACCACAAAAACAACUACUAAGAGCACUGCCAGAGCAACUGUGAGACCGACAAAUUUCACUCCUUGGGCAUGGCAAACUCCCACAAAAACAUCGACAAAAGCGAAGCCCAAAACACGCCCACCGUCGACAACGAGAGCUACAACAGCUCGGUAUACAAUUUCAACGAAACCCACAACACGUGCAGCAACAAAACCUAUUUCAGGCUAUGUAGCAGUAACGAAACCAACAACUCGUUCCCCAUCAACAACACGCCCAGCCACAACUCGUCGAACUACGCCUACCACCCGCCCAUCAACAACAGCGAGACCUAUAACGCUUUCUACAACUGUAACUAAACCAUUAGUAUUUACUCGUGCCACAACAAAAACAACCCGACCAGCUACAACAACUCGCAGUGUUCCCAGCACCCGCGCAACUGCCUCAACGAGAUAUACAAAGCGCAAAGAAACCACAACUCGUCCAACUACAACAACUCUUCCAACAUUACCAAUGCGAUCCACAACUCGAAAUGCAGCCAUAACGAAACCCACCCAACGGCCUACAGCAAGAUCAACCACUUCUUACUCAGCAACAGCCACACCUACAAAUCGUCCCACGACAACAAGAACUCUCUCUAGCACAACCCCAAGGCCGUACCUUUUCACAUCGACAACAUCACCGAAGAGUUCCACCACUGCAGAUCCCUUUGGCCAUCCUUUCUUCCAGAAAUUCAAGGCUAAGUUUGAAAAGGCUCCCGCUCCUGUUCUACAAACCAGAAAACCCACAACAACAGCACCUUUGCGUCAAAGCCCGAGCAGCACCAGCACCACCACCAGCAGUCCGUACUACGCCAAAUAUCAGGAGAACAAAGCCAAAGCGUCAGCCAAGACAAAUUAUUCAUACAAUUUUGGUCAGAAUCGGACGACAACGAAGCGACCUGAUGGUGCAACAACCAAAAUGGCUUCGAGAGUGUCCCAAUCAGCUUUCGACUUGUAUCUAAAUUGGAACAAAAACUAAUGGGCUCCAAAGAGCUGGAGGAGCUAUGGAGAAAAAGGGGCUAUGGCAUUUUUAAGACUUGUAAAUACGCGUUAUUGAUGGAUCUAAAACGGCUUGUUUAGCAUAAUGGCAGAAUACUCAUACAUUAUUAAUCGUAAGAAUUAUAAAUAGGAUUUAGAUAAUAAAAUAAAACAAAAAUAAGCGA
This is a messenger RNA of Drosophila guanche, 4387 nucleotides long. RefSeq lists its product as uncharacterized. The transcript is spliced from 2 exons. The record is from RefSeq and is a predicted model, not a curated record. Bases 244 to 4203 code for a protein of 1319 amino acids. NCBI's taxonomy places the organism in Eukaryota, Metazoa, Arthropoda, Insecta, Diptera, Drosophilidae.